Molecule: messenger RNA, 4170 nt
Organism: Schizosaccharomyces osmophilus
Lineage: Eukaryota; Fungi; Ascomycota; Schizosaccharomycetes; Schizosaccharomycetales; Schizosaccharomycetaceae
Gene: wis4
Product: MAP kinase kinase kinase Wis4
Exons: 1
Coding region: 1-4170 (1389 amino acids)
Biological process (GO): protein phosphorylation
Molecular function (GO): ATP binding; protein kinase activity
Source: RefSeq, a predicted model, not a curated record
AUGAACUUUGAGAGCACUCACUAUACUCCGAAUGACCCGGUUGAUUUAGGAUUAGAGCAUUUGUGUGAUUCCAAUCAAGAUAUCCUUGAUAAUGCUCAUAUUACCUCUACUAUCAAUGCCAAUGGUCGCCAACCGAAUUCGAAGUCUGCCGAUGAUUCUGAGUCUUCAAAGCGACUCUUAAAUCCUUCUUCUUUUCCUUUCUCUUCCUCUGGGAUAGUGGGAGAGCGGUUCGGCCAUUCUAGAAGCUUCACCGGUUCGAAUCCACCUUCUUUGAAUCCUGCCUAUACCUCGAGUUCAAGUCCAUCAAUCCUUCCUCGUACUAUCUCUUCUACCCACCAACAUUAUCCAUCCAUGCUCCGUUCUCCAUACUAUGCCGGAAAUAGAAGCCAUCGGAGUGACAAUAAUUUAAGCAUUUAUCCUCAUAUCACUCGACCCCGCGAAAGUUCAGACUUCACUCGUAAUUAUCAGAAGAAGUCUUUGGAUCCAUAUUAUGCAUACGAAAAUUCGUACUACAAUCAUGCCGAUUCAGACUUAUCUUUGCUAAACGACAAGUCGUCGCAUUCUAUGAUAUCUAUGCAUCAUUCUGAAGAAGAAAGUGACAAUGAUACCGAAUUUUCCGAGUCUGCUUAUCCAGAGUUUGACAUUGAUGCGUUUUACAAUGUCCCGAGCAUUUUGUUUAGUGAACUUGAUCUCCAAAAUCCCGAGAAACGGGAGCGUCUUGAGUGGCAUAUGAUGCUUUCUUCUGUGUUAAAAGGAGACGUCAUGCAGUCCGAAAAGAAGAGAAUGAAUAGUACGAAACACACUGGUUAUAGUAAACAAAACAUCACAGACAUCUGGCUAGGACUUCAAGCAUGGCUCCACGGUCGUCUUAUCGAAGAUCAAGCUGAAGUUAUCCGGAACAAACGGGAAAAUGUCGAUUAUGUCUUACAGGAGGUUAUAAAUUUUGAAGUUAAACCUAUAGAGUUUUGCCAAAACCCUGCAUUCGAGCAGGUUGCAGAAAUCCUUGGUAAAGUCGAAGAAUGUGAAAGUUACUAUAUUUCUAGCCGCAAAAUGAGAGAAGACGUUCCGUUAUACGCUUCCAAAGAAUUUAACGACAAGUUGAAUGCUUUAAUAUCGUGGAGUAAUGUAAAGGAAAAUGUCCGAACAGAAACUGUAAUUCUUCAAAGAUGGGUUGGGAACGAAACAUUUGAUUUGACUAGCCAAAUUACUAACUCACCGUCCUUCGUAGAACGGAUAUUUCGACAGUUUGGUUUACAAAAGACAUUCGAGCAAAGAACGCUGACUACUCUGAAUCGCCUUAUUCAUCAGGCAAAACAAACAAUUGUGGAGAAUGCUAAAGUUUUUGAGGAAAUGAAACUUCCGACGUACGGUGCUGAACUGAGGGCUUUGGUCGAUUUUCCAAUAAAAUUAGUGGAUGAAGCUCUACGUAUUCGAUUGAUGUACGCCAAAAAAGUUAAAGGGUCGAAUUCAUUCAUGGUGGACUCUUUAUUAGAUGAUUUUAAAAUUGCUUUAUCGGUUGCUGUACGUGUCAAAUUAGAAUAUAUUGACAUAGCAAGUCCGUGUUUAGGUUGGGAUUUGCCUCAAGAUGUUGAUGCCUGUUACAACGAUAUCUUGUUGGAAUCUUUAAAGUUUUAUUAUAAGCUGCUUGCUAUGAAAUUGAAUUCUUGCAACAAAAACCUAUAUUUUAAAGAAAUAGACUUUCUAGAGAAUGAAUGGGCUUUCCUUGAUAAAUAUGUGGGAUGGAUCGAUGGUGGAGUUUACCAAAUGGCUAGUCAUUUCGGUUAUUUAUUGAACCGUCUUCUAAUAAAUGUGCAUCGACAUCUUGAAGCUCAUUUGAGAGGGCCUGAAGAGCGUUCAACGAUGUCUCUGACAAAUUGGUUCACAACGCUUCUUAAGAAUACGCAAGUUCGGUUUCGUAAAAUCUUGCGUUUUUACGAUGUGUAUAACUCUCGUUUACAAAACUCUGCUGAAUAUGUUGUUCACGAAAAUUGUUUAAAUGAGAUGGUUGACCGUCUGUCCUCAACUGGCCAUUUUUUGACGUAUACGGCCAAUUUGGAGCGUGAUGGUGUUCUCAUCAUUGCUGAUGCAACUUUAUUAGAAAGACCAGAAGCGAUUAAAUCCUUAAUUGUAAGUGCCACGAAUAAUGAUUUGGAAUUCACCAAGAAAAAUAAAUCAUACGUUUUAAUUCUUUCUACUAAGCAGCCAUUACUUUGGAAAGGGAGAAUAAUAAAAGUUGAUAUUCCUGAUUUUCACGUUGACCUAAAAAACAAUCACAUACGGAUUGUUACUUCCAAUAAUGCUGCUCAUUUACAAGAUGCAAAGGCUGUAUUCCAGGAUCUAAACACGGGUUUGGUGAGCCUCCGCAUUAAUUGCCGAUCUAAUAUCGCACGCGUUUACAAGGAGUAUAUUCGAUUUAACAAACUUUGCAUUCGCAUCGCUUCUACUGUUCUCGAUAGUGUUACCUAUGUCCGAAGGGCGUGUAAAGGUAUGGAAUGUUCGGAUUUAAUAUAUAGUGCCUUUGCUUUUGCAGCAGAAUUUAGUCAGCGUAGUAUGCGUUUCUUAAAUGUUGACUCCUUAGACAAUCAUCUUCAGAAAAAGACUAUGAUUUUUGCGAUUGAUUGGAUUGCUUUUCUUUGUGAGGAGUGUGAUCCUCUCGAUAGAAAAACGUUCCGCUGGGCUGUUGGUGCCUUGGAGUUUCUAAUGGUCGUAUUGCAUGGGACAAAUAUAUUGAUGCUCGAGGACUCCAACUUUGAGAGACUGCGUGAUAAGGUAGGUAAAACCAUGUCUCUGCUACUAAAUCAUUUUGACAUUCUUGGCGCUAAAUCUAAAACAAUUGAUUUUCAUGAGUUGGAAGUUGGGGACAUGGAUAACUCCUCAAGAAUUUACCUGAAUUACGGUAAUGUUGAAGAGGAUGAAACGAUUUCGGUUUUGCAAAAGGAAAUGAUGCAGCGAAUUGAAGAGAUUGAUGCUGAACGAAAUGCAAAGUUACAUGAGCGAUUAGCAAUUGGCCAUGUGCUUGAUGUUUCGGUAUACCGAAACAGAGACUUUAUCAAACUAGCUUCAUCUUUAUCCAAUAUUACAAUUCGUUGGCAACAAGGUCAAUUUGUUAAAAGCGGAAUGUUCGGCGACGUAUACAGCGGUGUAAACCUUGAUACAGGUGAUCUUUUAGCCGUUAAGGAAAUUAAAAUUCAAGACAGUCGUUCUCUUAAAAGUGCUGUUGACCAAAUUCAUAACGAGAUGACUGUGCUAGAAAAACUUAAUCACCCAAACAUAGUUUCGUAUUAUGGUGUGGAGGUUCAUAGAGAAAAGGUCUAUAUUUUUAUGGAAUUAUGUCAAGGAGGAUCUUUGGCAGAUUUGCUUUCUCACGGCCGUAUAGAAGAUGAAGCAGUCGUUGGCACAUAUGUUUUGCAGUUACUGGAGGCUUUAUUUUAUAUGCACUCACGGAAUGUUUUGCAUCGUGAUAUAAAACCAGGUAAUCUUUUGUUGGAUAGUCAUGGGAAUAUUAAAUUAAGCGAUUUCGGUUCAGCGCUCUAUGUACCACCUCCAGAAGAUUCUACAGUUGGUAUCGAAGAUAUUCAGCUUGAGAUGCAUAGUUUGGCUGGAACCCCGAUGUACACAGCCCCGGAGAUUAUCGUAGGAACUAAAAAAGGAAGGUUUGGUUCUAUGGAUAUUUGGGGACUUGGAUGUGUGGUUUUAGAGAUGUUGGCUGGAUGCACUCCUUGGAACCAAAUGGACAAUGAAUGGGCCAUUAUGUAUCACAUUGCGGUAAUGCAUACCCCAACAAUUCCUUCGAGCUAUCAAAUUACUAGUCUUGCUAGGGACUUUUUAGAACGCUGUUUUGAUUGUGAUCCAGAAAGACGUCCUACUGCCCUUGAACUGUACUUGCAUCCUUGGGUUACCAAGUUGCGUGAAAAGAUAGGAAUUGCAGUUCCUAUUGAAAUGCAGGAGCUAAUAAAUACGCAUAAUGAACUGGCUAUGGAAAAUGAACGUAAUAAGAAGCUGAAUGACAUGUUAGCGGCGGAGAACGAUGAAAAUAUGAAGAUUGUUGAAAAUGCUAUUCCGCCAAUUUCUCCUUAUUCUUUAGACAAGGUUGUGGACGGAUUGAAUGCAGUCGAGUUGGAAGAUGAAAGUCAAAGGUCACCUUUUUCUGAUUCAGAAUCCGCUACUUAG